ACGCUACCAUCAAGACCCGUCAACUUUCGUUGCCUGGGUGUUGGGAAGCAAUUUUUUUUUCUAACCAUCUCCAUCCCCGUUGCUAACCACUUUCUCGUGCACAGAACGCAAAUGCAAAUCAUUUCGGACAGCUCGGUGGCUUGAAAAACUACCCUAAAGCUAAGUGCAAACCAUUGUUUAGCCAUUGCUUCGCCAUUUGGUCGAGCAAAACCCGUACAAAGUAAGCGAACCCGGUUGUCGGGCCCCGGCACAAGGACGUUCCUACGAUCAGCUGUGGGUGUGUGUGUGUGCGGGCGCGUGCCAUGGAACCCGUGCGCAUGCAUCGCAGUGUGCGUGCGCUGGCGUGUACGUACGGUGCUGGGCAGGUUGGUAGUGUUUGUGCCGGCCCGUCCACUUGUAAGUGGUCCAUCGGUCGACGGAAGCAGCAGCUUCGGCAGUGGCUGUCAGCAGCAGCGAAAAAGCAGCAGCAGCAGUAGUCAGUAGCAGGGUAGGCGAGCAGCAGCACGGUGCAGCCAGCAGAAUCCAAGAGACGGCCUCCCCCCACCACCGUGCGUUCGUGUCGACGGUGUGAAAAGAAAGGACAAAGAAAGUUGUAACACUAAUCGCUCUCUGCGGUCGGUUACUACUGUGCUUGGAAGCAGUAUUUCCAAUCGGAACUCGGAUUCGAAUCGAAUUCUAACGCGAGGUGACAGAGCUGUGUGAUAAAAAAGGAUGAAAGUGUGAGAAGAAGAAAAGGAAAGGAAAACGAACACCCAACUUGCGGGCCCGGCUGUGAACGUGAAGAAGGAGAUUUUUUUUCUUCUCAAUUCCAUUCCACACCGCACUCGUUUUUCUUGCCCCCCUCCCCCUAUUUAACUGGUCGGAUUUCCUCCCGCUACGCGGUAGUGUAUGUGCCGUGUGAGCGCGUGUGAGUGUGUGUUCGCUCCCAUUGAUUGUGUCGCGUGCGGACGUGCAUGCGUGUGUGUGUGCGUGCGUGCACACGGGGUGGGGGUGUGAAUGAUCACGGAAGAGACGUGAAAAGUAACGUGAAGUGACGUGCGGCAGAAGGGUGGCUUUUUUUUUAGAUCGUGUAUGUGUGUGUAUGGUGGCGUUGCUCCCUCCCCGCGAUCAGCCGUUGUGCAGUGUGAAGUGUGUGGUGUGCGGUGCCGAUUAAAAACGCACAGCAGCGGUCUCUCGACGUGGUUUCCUUCGAUUUUUUUUUUCGGCCGUUGAAGGAAGACCAGAGUGUGAGUGAGAGAGAGAGAGAGAGAGAGCUGCGGCGGCGACACUGGGAUCAAUUUUUCGGUCGGUCGGUCGAAGCCAGCGGUGUCACGAAACGUGUUUGGUGUUGGUUGCCGGGCAGCAGCAGCAGCAGCAAGGAGGUGUCGUACUCCCCACAUCCUCCCCCGUACAUCUACCGGAAGGAUUGUCCCGUUCGCUGUUAAAGCUGCUUGCCAGCGGUAGCAACAGCAGCGCUUUUACACCCAUCAGAAGAAGAUAAAGUGAUCGUGCAUGUGUGUUGCGGUGUGUGUGCGUGUGUUUUGUGCAGGGGUGGAAUAAGGCAACCCGCUUGCGUCCCGUCCCCCUUUUGCUAAUGCAACACAUUAAUACACACACUCCAAGCACACAUACAAAAACCUCCAAACACACACACAGUGUGUGCAGUGUGAGGUGAAAAGCGGUGCCGCUAUAGGAAGAUUGCACGGGUGCAACGAAAACGAGGUUGAAAAGUGAGAAGAAGCGAAAAGAUUCCGUAACCACCCAUAGCAGCAGCAGCAAAAGUGGAAAGAAAUUGCGAGUGGCUGUGUGUGUGUGUGUGCUUUUGUGCGCGCGUGCCUGUCAGUGUGGUGAGGUUUCUGCUUUUUCGGGUUUUUGUUAACUCGCACGCUUGCGGGUGAACGAGUGUGAGAGAGAGAGAGAGCGCGCAAGGGAACUGUGCAACCCAGCACAGUGUGUCGUCUAUCCUUGCGGAGCGCAAGCUAGAGGGAAGCGAAAGCGCACUAGAGAAGCAACGCGCUAGAGACCGGUUCCGCUAUCUCUGUCGUGUGCACGCUCGCUCGCUCACACCGGGUCCCGAAUGUCGGGCGACGGGAUGUGUGUGUGUGUGUGGUGUGGUGUCGCGCAACGUGAAUAGAGAAAAGCAGUAGUAGUUGGCCGUGGAACGACGUCGCCGUGUGCGCGAAAUGAUGUGUCCGUCCGCUCGGGCGUGUGCGUGCUAGUGUGGGUCAAAGUGGAAGUGAGGGGGGAAAAAAGUGGUAGCAACUCGUCGAUCGCGCCCCGCGUGUCUCUGUCGAUCUCGCUCCCCACUCCCCACGGUUCGGUCACAGAAACGUCACGACGAGCGCUCAUACAAAGAGAAGCUCACCCGUGUUGGUGUGUGUGUGUGUGCGCGUGAAAUUGAUGAAUUAGGAAGCUAGUUAGUGGCUGUCGCAAGAGGGACGGUGUGCGCGGGUGACCAUUUAGUGUGCGCUGGUUUCGGUGUGUGCAACACGAGCCAAGGAAGGGCAAAAGAGACAGACAUCGUCUUCGCUCUCUUGCGUGCGUGCGCGCGCGGGCUCGUGUGUGUGCGGGGCUGCUUCUCAUUCAUUUCGGAAAACGCGUACAUAUCCAACCAACAAACACACAAACACAGCGAAAGAAACCCGUACGCACACACUGGGAACAUUGCGGGUCGCACACAGCUAUACAAGUCAGUCACACAUACAACCCCCUCUCCCCCCUCAUACACCAGCAGCAGCGCGGAAGAGAUGAGCCGAUGAGAAGAGAUGCUGUCGGUGGUUAUGUAUGCUGCUGGCUCGGCCGCUGCUGGCCUGUGAGCGAGAGCGAGACGGGUGCGCCGCACACAUCAUCGUCGGUGGGUUCAGCUGGCAACAAAGUGUGUUGACCACCACCCCACCAUCGAUUGGAGGCGAGUGUAGUUGACCGACUAAAGGGCGAAAACGGCAACCAUCAUUGGCUCAAACCAACCAAAAAAAAGUUAUGGAUAGAAGGGACGCAUCGGCAUCUGCGUGAGGAAAACAAUGCAUCGGUCGGGCUGGAUGCAGCCUACACACCACGGCAACCCUGUCACCAGUGUAAACGGUAAACGGUUUGCGAAGCAGCGGAACGCUGGUAGUGCCAUCAACACCACCACCACCACUAUCCUCGGUAGCAGCUACUACGAGGCGGCCACAGCAAUCACCAACACCACUAUCUGUCCAACGGCCGCCACUGUCGCCGUCAACGCAGCCGCCAUCAACGACGAUGAUGCAUCGCAAGAAGCGAAAGUGUAAACUUUCCUCGUGAACAACUUAUAUGUGUGCCUUAUCUCAUUGCUAAAAAAAACACACACCCUCAAACUCACACAAGCUAUAACUAAACGUCCUGAGUGUCCUGUUAAUCCUGGGACGAGUUAAAAAACCGAACGCGCACAACAUACACCCAUACUUACCCUAUCGUCAGGCGCAGCAACAUCCGCAACAUUGAACCAGUCUGCAAACAAAACUACAGAAGAAAAAACCAUCCAGUUUUCAUCAACAACCAACUACUACUACUCCUUGCUACAGUCCUUCCAGAACUGUGGAUAGUUGUAAAACCCAACUCCAGAGCCAAGGCGAAGAGAGAGAGAGAGAGGGAGAGCGAGAGGAAGAAAGGCAGAAACAAUCAACCACAACCACCAGCCAGUCAAUCAAUCACCGCAAGCGCAUCCUAGCGGGACGAAUCAGGAUCGGAUCGGUCGGGGGUUAACAGGAAGGAUAAAGAAAGGAAAGUACGACGAAACGCGCGUAUUCUUUCCCCCCCCAUUAUACUCCAACGAAACUGCACACCUUUCCGCUCGGUGUGCAUCAUCAUCGCCCUGGUGUCCUGUUGCGGUGUGUCCUGGACUCUCCGGAUUUAUAUACAAAUUUACAUUUGUAGUUUUAUAUUUUAAACAACAUCUAAACCUUAACACACACACACACGACGCCACUCGACGCUUCUCGAGCCCAGUGCAAAUCUUGCUGUGAACGCGUGUCUGCGUGUGCUGCGUGCGUAUCCUUUCACGCGCACCGGAAGGAAGCAAUCAAUUAGGCGGUGGGGACAGGUUUCGGCUGCUCCAGGCUACUUGUGCAGUGUGUUUGUGUCUAUACAGAAGUACAACGAAUUUCGAAUUUGGACGUGUGAAGCGCAGCACAACACACAAGAAGGAAGAGCAAGAAAUACGGCGGAGAUAGCGAGAGAUAGAAGGAGAAGAGAGCGCAUACAAAUAAUAAUAAUAAUAAUAAUAUUAACCCGGUAGUACAACAAACGCUUGUCGUAGACAGGUGUGAUUAGUUUGUAAAACGUAAAAAAAAAGCAACUCAUGCAGAUUAUAUUCACAUCGCCAUACGAUUAAGAACGAGAGACAGAGAGGGGGAUCGAAUCCUCGAAGGAAAAAUAUACAAAGAUAAGGAACGCACGAAGAAGAAGAAGAAUAAGAAGGAGAAGAGGAUCACAGCCUUCCGGUCCGUUUGCUGUAAGACAGUAAGCAAGUGGAAGAGAACGAAGAGAACCGAAGAGAGAGAGAGAGAGAGCAAGAGGAUCCUAAUACACUUCCACCGUGGUUUUAACCGCCGUUAGCCCGUCUUUUUUGUUACGUACUUCCUGUGCUUCCUUCUGCCGUCGUUGCCCGAGGGUCGUUCAUUGUACAUGUGUGCAUGAACGGUGCAUCAAGCGACGAGUACUCUGGUGCUGCUGCAUGCAACGUCGAGGGUCGUACUCACUGGCCCCAGUAGCAGCGGCGGAAGUGUUUGCAUAGCAGAGGAAACGAACGGGAAACGACCGUAGGAGGGGACAUCACGAGAGACACCAUACACACGACGGGGUGCGGUGGAGAGUAGUAAUGGAGGAAUCGCAACAGACGACAGCAUCGCAGGCGGAACAGCAGCAGAAGGAACAGCAGCAGCAGCAGCCGUCGCAGCCGGCACCACCGCCCCAGCAACAGCAGCAGGGCUUUGGGACGUACAUUGCGCUGGAGGACAGUACCGGGCCGCCGACGCUGGUGGACGAGCUAGCCUUCGAGAAGGAUGACAUCGUGCACGUGUGGAUGCCGACGGUGACCAAACCGCCGACCAGUACGGCGGCCGAAGGUGAAGGUGGACCGCGCGUCGCCUGGUACAAGGCCACCAACGCGCGCACCAAACAGACCGGCUACGUGCAGUUGAGCAAACUCUCGCCGCUGGAAAACAUUGACCCCGUUGUGUACAGCGGGGGCACAGCGCGCCAGUACAUCGGUACCGUUCCCGCCGGUACCUGCGUGUCCAUCGGUUGCGCUUGCGUUGCCGGUGGUCUGCAGCAACAACAGCAUCAGCACCAACAGCAGCAGCAGCAACAACAACAGUCACAACAAACCGCGAUCUCUGACGCUUUCGGUGGGCUGCGGCUAGCCAGCAGCGGCACCACACCGGGCACCACCGAUACGACCGGGUCCAAUGCGGAAGAGCUCUACGUGAAGUGCGUAACGCCCGCCACGGUGCUAAAAGAUCCAGCACUAAAAGAUGAAAUGGCUAGUAGAACCAGUAACAGAGCUCACGCGACCGAGUUUGUUUAUUUUGUAACACCCAUUAUAUGUUUGUUUUGCCGGGACUACAUCUGGGGGCUUGGAAGGCAAGGUGGACAGUGUAGAAACUGCUCUGCAUGUUUCCAUCUCAACUGUCUGCCGUACACCUGCUACAGGCCGUGCCAAAGAAAUCCGGACAUGUACCAGAACAUACCGAGUACUUUCAGAACGGAAAAGUCAAUUAACGAAUGGACGACGGAAAAUGUGCUGGAAUGGAUGACCGCUGUUAAUAUGUAUGACCAUGUGGAGGUAUUCAAAACGAAAGCUAUAAAAGGCUGUGAUUUACCGAAAUUGGAUCGUGAUAAGCUUGAACAAAUGGGUAUUAAGAAUGAUUUCCAUCAGCAAAGCAUCCUGACGACGAUCACGCAACUUCUGAUGAGCGCAGAGAUGACUGCGGCGGCGGCGGCCGAACUGCCGAUCGUGCCGGCACCGGUCAACCUGCCGGUCGGCACCGACCAGCAGCAGCAGCAGCAGCAGCAGCAGUACAACGGACACAACCUGGUGAACGGUUCGUUUUCGAAACAGCAAAAAUGUGAUAUGUGCAAGAACUACCUGCUAGGACUGGUCCACCAGGGACUGUUCUGCACCCAGUGCAAUAUGGUCGUACACCGGCAGUGCUCGGUGAUGGGCCUAAGGCCAUGCAGUGCCGCUGGCACCCAACAGCAGCAGCAGUCGCAACAGCAGUCGCAACAGCAGUCGCAACAACAGCAGCAGCAACAGCAACCAACACAGCAGGUGGGGUCCACGACGGGCGGGUACAUGCUGGGCGGCGCUUACCGGCAGGAGCACCAGCACAUGUUUGGCAAGAGCCUCUGCCUGCUGUUCGACGUCCAGCAGCAGGCGGCGCCUCAGAUCGUGGUCGACCUUUGCACCAGCCUGGAGAAGAAGGCGGUGAUGGACAAGGGGCUGGACCUGUACGUGGUGUAUCGCACCACCCCGCUACGGUACGACGAGGUGAACAAGCUGCGCGACGCGCUCAACGAGAAUCUGCUCAACAUCGAUCUGAACGGCUACACGCCGGAGUGCGUCGCGACGGUGCUGAAGAAGUUUUUCCACGAGCUGCCCGAUCCGCUCAUACCGGUUGCGUGGUAUCAGUCGUUCAUUGACGCUUCGUUGCUCGACGAUCAGCAGGCUGUCGAGCGCAUGAAGGGAAUCAUACAAGAGAUGGCGCCACAUCACAACAAGACGCUGCAGUACUUCAUGCGGCACCUGAUCCGAAUCUGCCGGUUGCAGUUUAUGCGCGGCAACAAGCAGCAGCCGACGAUGCUGCUGCAAAACUGGUGCCAUAUUUUGAUGCGCCCAGCGUGGGAAAGGAUCGUGCACUUCGUAGCGAACAUAAAGAACCAUCUGCGAGUGCUGGAGCUGCUGAUGUACAAGAUUGACUGGAACGAGGCGCUGCCCGAGUUUCUCUCCAUACCGGCCGUGCCGCCGCGUAAGACGUCCCGCACGGGUAGCGGUGCCGGUACCGGUCCCGGGUCGACGAAAAAGUCCAUCAUAGCCUCGCCGGAGGGCGGAUCGAUCGGUGGUCCGCUGCUCGAAAGCGAUUACAGCACCACAACCACCGGCAGUGGCAGCAGCGGCAACACGCUUGGGCGAAGCGCGGCACAGCAGUACCCUAAUGGCGGCGGUAUGCUAAUGUCGCUGAUAACCGAUCCGAACACGCCGCAGGAGCUGCGCGACGCGGAAUGGUACUGGGGCAAGAUAUCGCGCGACGUGGCGAAGGAAAAGAUGAUGGACGCGCCGGACGGGUCGUUUCUGGUGCGCGACGCCAUCAACGAUGCGGGCGAGUUCACGCUGGUGCUGAAGAAGGACGGUACCGAUCGGCCGAUCAAGAUCUACCACAAGAACGGCAAGUACGGCUUCACGCAGGAGUGCACGUUCGAGAGCCUGGUCGGCAUGAUCAACGAGUUCCGGACGACCACGCUGAAGGAGUACAACACGAUCCUGGACAUCAGCCUGCUCUACCCGAUCUCGCGGUUCGAGGACGAAAGCCUGUACCCGGCGGCUGGCGACAUACACCAGCUGGCGGCCAGCUUCUACGAGACGGUGCAGAAGCUGACCGACCUGCAGAACAUGCGCGAGUCGACGCUGGAAGCGUUCAACGUCUGCCAGUCGCACAUGGAGCUGCGGCGCCAGGCGCAGGAAGCGUUCAUCGAGGCGGACAAGCUGUUCAACGACCAGCUGCUGACGCAGGCCCGCUACGAGAAGGAGGCGCAGCCGCACGAGCAGCGCAGCCUGGCGCAGAACCGCACGCUCAUCGAGAGCCGGCUGGAGGAGCUGCGCAAGUGCAAGAAAAACCUGGACGAGGAUAUGGAGCGCGAGCGGGAGCGUAUGCGCGAGCUGCAGCGGGAGGCGAUGAAGCUGAAGCCGGAAAUCAUGAACCUCAGCAAGCAGAAGGACCAGUACCUGGAGGCGCUCAAGCGCCAGUCGAUCACGGACGCCCAGAUCAAGCAGAUCCUGAAGGACGGCUACCUGUCGACGGCGAACCCGGACGGCACGCAGGAGCUGCCCCACCUGGACGAGACGACCUGGCUGCGGGAGCGGUACUCGCGCCAGGACGCGGAGAAGAAGCUGGCGAACAAGCCGACCGGCACGUUCCUGAUACGGGCGCGCAACGCCGGCCACUACGCGCUGUCGAUUGCGUGCGACGGGCGCGUCAACCACUGCAUCAUCCACCAGACGGAGCGGGGGUACGGUUUUGCGGAGCCGUACUACAUCUACGAUUCGCUCAAAUCGCUCGUCGUGCACUACGCGACCAACUCGCUCGAGGAGCACAACGAUCUGCUGCAGACGACGCUCAAGUAUCCGGCGUUCGCGCCGAACAUGCCGAGCGGCAGCGGCAGCGGCAGUGGCAGUGGCAGCGGCAGUGGCAGCGGGCAAACCAGCGGAGGUGGUGGUGGUGGUGGUGGUUCAUCUUCUUCCCGGCAGCAAGGAUCGGCCCCAUGGUCGACUUCGUUUGCUGCCUAAAGGGGAGCUGCGUCGUCGCCACCAUCAGCUCACCAUUUUGCAGUUCGUCGGUAUUGUUUUGUUUUGUUGUUCUCUCGCUCGCAGGUGGUACUGCUGUGUGUGCGUGUGUGUGUGUGUGAUGUUCGGUAAUUUAAAAAUGUACGUAAAACAUACUGCUGUUGUAGCUGCAAGCACGAUUUAAGGUAGGCUAAGUAACUGGACCCGAUGAAUGCAGGGAAUGGACCUUCGAACCGGGCUCUCUCCGGUUCUUCCCGCUAGAGUGGGAAACCAUCUAUUUUUUUUUGUUGUCUCUUCCCUUUUAAAUUGUUCGUAUUUCGGUGUAGAACAUGGCAAUCGCUUCCAAAAUUGGGAAUUUGAAGUGCGUUUGGUAGAUGUGUAUUUUUUUUUAAUUUUUAUAAAUACGUAUACACACGUGCGCGCUGUGCUCGUUUGGUUGCGUUACACGAAAUGCGCGCGCGCAAAGGAGGUAGGGGAGUUGAUAUUAAUGGCGCGGCAAUUUCAUUCUUUUAUAAACGAAAAACACACACACACAUAUACACACACAUACAAUAUUGUCAUCAGCACCACAGCCCCACAAUCCCACAAAAUGAUCGUGUGUACGCAAGGAUCGCGCGAACGAAGGAUAGUUUUAAGACAAACUUUCAUGCUAAGUCUACAUUUAUGUAUGAAGGCGUUAACGUAUGCGACGUACGUUCUACGACAGCCCAUUACAUAACACACGCAGUCCACUCCAGCAGUGUUUCGGAGUGAUCUACGCGCUGCGGCUCUCCCGGACGACGGAUACGGCACGGAACGCCCCACUAAACUCCAGUUUCGAUGCAUUUGGGUUUUACUUUUACUUUCGAGGGUGGGGAUGUGUGUUUCCGUGAUUAAAGAAAUUGGAUAAUGAAUACAGUAAGCUUUGGUUUGGUGGGCGGCACUCACCUUUGCCGCCGCCAACGUCAAAUUAGCGGUUCGGGGUUAGGGGUUUACGUAUUAAUGCGCUCGGCGGCCGCUGUAGGUAUAGGAUGUGUAUAUCGUGUUUUUUUUUUGUUGUUUAUUUUUUGAAAAGGGUAUUAUUUUUAUUCUAACACGUGUGUAGCACCCAUUCGCAUUGAAGCGCGGCGUAGCAGAGCAUUAAAGCAGCAUGUAUCGCGUGCAAGUUUUGCCAAGACCAUCCUCUGCGUGCUCUUUGGCGCUGGUUUGCUAGCUAUAGCCGGGGCGGUUGGAGAACAAAACGAGAUUUUAGCUAUUCCUUGUUGUCCCCCCCCCCAUUGGAAGCAACACAAAGGAAAAUUGGGAAAUAAUAAUAAAAUGCAAAGCUUGAGGGGAAGGACAGUGUCGAUGUGUUGGGCUUUUACGUGCAUCAAAUAUUAUAAACUCCAUGAGUUAAUUGAUUCGGACGAGCACAACGGAUGGGGAACGGAGGACAGUACAGAACAAAACCAGGGAAGCUGCGACAAAGCUUAGUGGACACGGGUGAUACAAAACAAAACAAAAAACGCCGGCAUGACGAGGCCGCGAGGUGUGUGUUGUUGUUAGCUGCCAAGGUAGUAGAGACAGACGCAAGGACGCAAGUGUGUGUGUGUGUUGUUGUGUAGUAAGGAAAAGCGUUGGGGUGAUAAGACGAGCAGGGCCGCCGUGUAUGGUAGGGAGGGAGGAAGGUGAUCCUCAGUAAAGGGCGAUCGUGUUGUGUGGGCGUGUGUGUGUGUGUAUGUGGGGGUUUUAAGCUGCAAUAUAGAUCGCAGCAUUUUGUACCCACACAAAACCCCUCCCCACGCUGACGCCACACGCGUUCGGUAGAGAAGAAAAUCGCGAAACGGUUGCUAACAUACAUCGACGUAAAACGGUUGAGAAGAAAAGAAGAGAAAGAAGAGGGAGGGGAGAGUUACGUUCGCUCGUUCAUUUGUAUAUGCUGUAAUCGUUAAGGACACAUUUACAUUAUCCUAAUUUUAGUGUGACACCAUCUCGCUCGGAAGAUGGACAAGCAAAGAAAGAGCAGGCAAAAUGCGAUCGCGUAGGGUCGCGUUUUUUCUUUUGGUGUCUUUUGCACAUUUUGAUCAGUUUGCUGAAAUGUUUUUAAUGCAAAGGAAGCGGGAAACGUUUGUUUUCUUUUUUUCUUCGAUUUGUUUGAUAUGUUCCCUUGCUGCACAUCAUGCCCAGAUGCACCUGGAAAAGGUCAGAUCUGUAAAGGAAGCAACGGAGGGAAGGGCUAUAGAGAGGAUAUAGUGGUUGAAGUAAGGUUAAAAACGCGGCCAAAUACUGAACACACACACACACAUACGGGAAGGAAUGGAAGGGAGCGAUCGCGCGUCCCGUUGUGCUCCGUUGUACUGGCUUGCCCAAUCGCUGCACGCGCACAACUGUUGUAGGUGUAACUCCCCCCCUUUUUAAGGGCGACAGCGCACUCAACGAGAACCGAGUCUCUGGUUGAACAUAAAAAUCUGUGGAUUAUUUGUAAAGUGUGUUGUGUGUAUAUUAUAUGAAUGUGGUUUCUGGACGGGAGCGUGAGUGUCUGAGCGAGUGUUUGUGUGUGUGUGUGUGCGGGAUACAAACUGUGAAGAGAGAGUGUAAAAGGAUGUUUUAGAGUUUUGUCUGAAUGUUUAGGAAUCAAACAAAUAUUGCGUAACUGUGUUAAACUACCAUGUAAGCGUUCAGUAAAGAUAGAUAUAUAUUAUAUAUUAUACAUUCUAUAUUAUAUAUGUAUAUGUAUAGACAUAUGUGUGUAUACAUAGAUGCAUGUGUGCCACGUUGUACAUGCUGCAUGUAUGUAUAGAUAGAUAUAUAUAAGAUAUGUAUGUAGAAGGUACCGAUAAUACCUAACCAUUAUGUGCGCCCGUGUAGGUAUGUGUGUGAUGAAAAACAUAACUUUGUGAAACAAACAACAAAGCAACGCGUAGAAUCGUUCAAAAACAACCCUUACCCGAUACAAGACCAAGCAAGGAUUGGAGAGAACAAACAAACAUACAAACAAACAAAUGAAACAAUCGAUAACGGUGAUUUGCCGCGUGUACAGAGGAUAGCAGCAAAGCAGAGGCGAAGAAGAAGAAGAUGGUGGUGGUGGUCCCCUAGUCUGACUAGGUUUGGGAAGUGUUGGUACUGAAAAUCAAAAUCAAACAAAGUUUAUACCCCCCCCCCCCGUCUAAACGGUGUUUUCCCGCAUCGAGCAGCGAACCUAACGCUAACGGAUAAGCAUACACAACACAACAAGUAUGAGUAGUUUACAUAUGUGUGUGCAGAUAAUAUAUAAUCAAAUUGAGGAAGAAACAAACAAAAUAGGGGCAGCAAGUUAACCAAACCUACUUCUGGCAUUCAAACGCUGUUGCUGCACGUUAAAGCUUUCUGUCUAAUGUUGCAUACAAUUGCAAUACACACAAACACAUUACCUACCCUUUACAACGAUGAUCGAUCAUAAAACACCAAAAUUGACCGACAGUUGUGCAUGAUCCUCGUGCGCAUAAACAAAAACGUGUGAGAUAUGCUCUUAGGUAUGUUUUGAUCCCCUUCGUUCUGUUUCAUCCAAAUAAUAGUGCGGCCACUUGCAUAUUGGACGCUGGACGCUAUUAUUAUUGGCAAAUAGUAACCGGAAUUACAAAACGUGACGCGUAUAUAUAUAUAUAUCCAUUACAAAAUAUUGUUGUGCAUGUGUGUGUGUGUGUCUGUGUCUGUUGUAUAGGUUGAAAACAAAUUGAAAUAAUUAUACACAAACGACGGGGAAGAUGCAAACGACAAGAAGACAAGGUGUAGGAGGAUUAAUCCCUGUAGAGAUGAAGGGACAAAACAGACCAGGGAAUAACGGCAUGAUAGAAGGUGAUGGGGAGGGAGCAAAGGGGCUAAGUGCUGCCUAGCUUCGCUCCCCUGAUCCGGAUGAUAUAUGUAUAUGUAUAAAUUCAGCAAAAUAUAGAACAACAAAUAUGAAAACACACUAUAGAUUCACACACACACACACACACUCAUCAAGUACUAUACACCCGUGCAAACAAAAACAAAUGGUAGAGCUUUCGUGCAGGGCGAUAGAGCGAUUCACAACACAAUUAUUAUUCUUUCGCUUGUCCGUACGCUUGCACGCGCGGUGGUGAUGUGAAAAACAAAUUUGCACAACAAACAAAUGUGCGUGCUCGUCUAGUCGUUUAGAAUUGGAAACCAAUCAUCAUCCCACUUCCAUUAUCGAGCACCACAUUUUUCCAUCGGGCAACCGUAACGAUCACCACUCAGCUGCGCGCGCGUGCGUUAGCUUAUGUGUAGUAGACUUUAAAAGGAAGGCGAAGAACAACCAACCAACCCACACGUUAGCUAAAUAAUCCUUUCAGUGUGCAGGGGAAACAUUUGGAACCAAUAGUGCAAAGCGUGUUCCGAUUGCAUCGCGCUCUGUAAUGCGUGUGUGUGUGUGUUUCUGUUCAAUAGGGGCUUAUCCGUCAACAUACAACGUACAAAAAUUAUACACAAAAAUACAAGGAGAUUGCAAAAAAAAAACAAAACAUUAUCAGUUAAGCAAAACAGUGUUAAGCAGACGGCGUGUCAAAAGGGCAAGAGAUUCAAGCAAACAAGCAAAACAAAACAAAAAAACGCUUUUUAUGUGCUCUCGUAUAUUGAUAGGUGCAAACGAUGCUCUUUUACGAUGCACGAUUGUUACUAAAAUGUGUAGAUGCGUGAUUAGGGGACGUUUAGUAAACGGAGCACCGAGAACGUAUGACUAUGUCCUUCUUUGUUUUCUGAUGCAACAGACACGCGCACCAACAAUGGCUGCAAACAAUGUAAGCAAAACAGUGCUAAGAACAGUGCUCUUCCCCAGCGCUUACGCCACAGAAACGGACACUAUUACUUCCUUGGACGUGUGUGCACCCCUUUGUCAUGUUGUGUAAGAGAGUAACAGUGGACGGAAGCUAGUAACAACAAUCUUUAAAAACAAAAAAAAACCAACCCGUUCCCCCCUCAACCAAACAACUCUAGAACGCCAAUCUUUUUUAAAUGUACGCGGGCAGUGCAAAAAAUGAAGAUGGAAAAAUUAUAAGAAGAGAAAAGGAUGAAAGUAAUGAAAAGAAAGAGAGAGAGUAAGAGAGUAGCAAGUAAAGGAAAACAAACAAACAAAACAAACAAAUCAACAAUCUCUGGAAAAAGGGAGGAGUGUGUGUGUAAGAGAGAUAAAAAACAAAAAUACAAAAAACAAAAACAUCUAAUAACAAAAUCCAAUCGGUCAAUGUGAAAGCGUAGCAUGUGAAACAUGUACAAAUUUACUAUUAAUAAUAAUAAUAAUAAUAUUAACACUAAAAAACCUAUGAUAACGAAGUAAUGCUAAUAAUUAACUAAGCGUAACUACUGCUGCAGUAACAAACACAAGUGAAGGUGGUGGCGGUAGCUGCUGCAGGGGAACAGCGUUUGAUGCACAGCGUCGCGAGAGGAGAGGGGGGUCGUUUUUUCAGAGUGGUUUUGUUGCUUAGCAAUAUUGUAUAAAGCACUUACAGGGUUUUCCAGUAGUACUUAUAGCUGUGCGACACUUGAUUGAUUUCUUCUUGCGUGAAAUGAACUUAAUGUAAUGGGAAUUGGACUCUACAGCACCGUUGUUAGAAAAAAAAAAUCUAAUAGGAAGGAGGCUGUCCAAAAAGUCCAAUUUCCAUCAUAUGAAGUUCAUUUCCUAUAAGAAAGUGUCAAGGAAGUGUACCACAACUAUGGGAACCUCUGGAGACACCCUGUAAACAUGUUAACACACCGUACACAAACAAAGCAUGCUGUUUUCGAGAUGUUGGCAACAUCCUUUUUGACUAUCAUUCUAUGGGGUGUGGCAUGAAGGUAAGGUUCGGAGUGUAUUGUUAUGAUAGAGACACGAUAACUCUUCCUACUUCAUGUCCCCCAUUCGUUGUGCUGUGCUGUGUGUGUGUGUGUGUUAAAUUGCAUUCUCAAUAUUUCUACCACUACUCUGCGGAACACGAUCCUCUUUAACUCUUGUCUGGUGAAUCUUCGCUGUGCAGCCUUCGCAGCACCGCCCCUCCACUCAAGGAUAACAACAAUAACGAAUGAUGAAAGCGAAUGUGGUGAUCUUUAGCCAGUUAGUUGGACAGAGUUGUAAAAUGCAUGUGAUGAAGCGACAGUGAGGAAGGAAAGCAAGUGAAAGCAAACCCCCCGCCCAUCUACAGUAAAUCGAAGCAAAAGGCGUGUGAAAAACGACGGGAUUAUUGUGUGGUGCGAGUGAUCAUAAGCGAGCGCGGAGUCGGUGAGCAAGACCAAAGGCUUAGGAAUGUUUCGAUUUAUGGCGUUUUUUUUUUCUUUUCAAUUUUCCACCGGCAAAGCACAAUAGUUAAAGGCGCGUGUCAGAACGGGCCACAUGGAGGAUAUGUUAAGAAACAUUUUGGAGGUGAAAAUGAAACAAUUUGUCGAAGCAGCAGCAGCAGCAGCAGUAGCAGAAGCGUCCAACGUUAGUGUUAGAAGCGAGAAGUGCAUAUAUCGAAGCGUUAGUGGAUAAUCUAUUUUAUAAUUGCGUGCGUCUGUCGGCCAGCGGGUGGUGCUGUAAGAAAGAGAGAAGGAGAGAUUGUGUGAAGGCGGAGGGAAAAGGGUUAAAACUUAAUUUUCCCAUUUUGUCAAAUACCUCUAUACAAGAAAUGCGCAUUUGUUGGUUCUCAGUUUCGUUUGUAAGAGUUUUGCUGCUGUUUUUUUGUGUUUUGCUCCCUAGUAGCAGUAGUAGUAGUAGUAGUUGUGUACGUGUACCACCUAUUCCGCUACUUUUUACCGUAAAACGGGGAGUCGACAGAAAAUAAGGAUAAUAGGCACACUCAACACAUUUAAAAUAAACACACACACACAAAACAAAUAUUACUCGUGUAAUCUAAGUUGCAGUUUAGGGAUAAGUUUAUUUGUUUUUUUUCUUCUGCGAAAUGUAUGUGAUUGAAGAGCGGGAGGUGUGGAUAGCAGGAUGAUGAUAAACAGUACAAGCUAUACAUGGGGGGAGGAAGCAAAACAUUUAUGCAGAAAAGCAGCAGCAGCAACAGCACACCACACGGAGUGGUCUAUAGUUAGCGCUAGGCAUCUGUUUUAGGCGAUGAAUUAUGUUACAAAUGAAUUUAACCACACACACACAUACACAUACACUUACAUAACAAACAGAAGCAUAAGAUUUAUACAUAGCCACAUUUAAAGGAACUAACAUAGUACAUGCAUGCAUAUAGAAUACUUGAGAGAAAAACGGAAUUCUCGUUUCAUAUUGUUUGGGCCGAUCAGUUUAUAUACAUUAACAGCAGCAGCCUGAGUUUGGAUAUGAUUGGUUGUUUUUCCUAAAAUUCCCUCGAUGUAGGAGUAAAAUUUGCAAAAAAACGACAGUCGGAAACAAGAUCACCCAAAAUAAAAAUGGCUUGUUUAAGGGAAAAAGAAAUUGUUAAGAAAAACAAAAACACACGUACACACUAGGGUAACAAAUAUAAAAAAAAACAAACAAACAAAGAAAAAGGACAAACUCACAUAAAAUACACUAACAAAGCAAAACAAACAAACAAAUAGGACAGAGACACAUAAACAAGUACAUUAACAAAGUAAAACAAACCAGACAGGACAACCACAUAAACAAAAUACACUAAACAAAACAAACAAAUUGCAAUUAAUUGUGAUGCACUUGUGGUGGGAAAUUGUGGGAGGGGAAGAAUUGUUGUAAACACGGGUAGAGAGAGAGAGUGGUGAAGUGUUGUAGUAGGGAGGAUAGGGAAGAAACUGGUUAAAGCUGUGCGGUUUAGAAUGAUGCUAGACAGUUUCUGCUCGUAGGGUAAUGAGUAAGGACCAUUCCCCCAAACUCAUAAGUUUAUGUAUAAUGCACACUUACACUCACACACACGAGCACGCCUGAAACUACUCGUAAUGGUCGAAAGUGCAUCUGUCGAAUUUUAUCUUUAACAACCUGUAUGUGUAUGUUGCUGCACAGAUAAUUGUAUGUCUCUCUCACUCAUUCUUUUUCACGCCAGCUUAGAUCUUUUAUUUGGGGAGUGGUAGUGCAUUUGGAGGACGGCGGAGAACAGUGAAGCCACACACUUUUUGAAAGUUUCAACUUUUGCAGUCAAUUUUGUGCAUAUAUAGGAAGAGUAGUAGAAUAGUACGUUAACACAUGGUGUUAACACUUUGUAAUACUCUCAAUCUUUGGAAUGUAUGCAACACACGGGUGUCUGUGUGUGUGUGCUUUUGUGUAGCAUGUUCUAUUAAGGGGUUUGGAAAGUAGAGAAGAGUAUGCACUUGUAAAGCCGAAGGUUCUUGCAACGAAAGAAGCUUUCCUUUUUAAAUCUUAAUACAGCCAAGCGACGUGUGAUAAUACGCGAAGGGUUUGUUCUACUUUGCUUUUGGGCAUUGUUUUAUAACGAUGAAAAUCCAUAAAAAAUAGGCACUGUUUGUUGUCUUUUAUCCUUCCUCUAUAUUGAGUGACACACAGAAGGAGAGAGUGGCACUUUCCUUUCGUGCAGUACUUUUAACCGCUUCCUUUGAUUGCACAGCAGCAACAUGCCAAACCGAAUGUUCUUCGUCUCUGUGGUUACUGUUUUUUUUUGUCAACCACCGAAAGGAUGUUGUUCUCGUAUCUUUGUACAAUGGGAGCUACUACUGCGGCUGGUUCAUACAAAUGAUUGUUGUGAUAAAAUAAGAAGAUAAAAACACAAACACUUACAGACACAAAUACACACAAAAACAAAACGAGAAAAAAAAAAUCAGGAAAAGAAGCAACAUUUUGCAAACACAUACAUCCCUAGCAUGGAUAAUGAAGAAGAAGCGUACGGCACUGAUAGAGAAAAAAAAUCGGGCGAAAAAAAAAACAAAGAAAAGAACGUAAGAGUAAUCAAAAACGUAACGUAAACCAAUUCCUUCCGGAUGCGCCAAAUGAAACCGCUCAAUGCGGAACAAAUUACUACUACUACUACUACAACUACAAGUACUAACUAACUAACUAACUAUAUCCCCCGGAAAGAGCACCACACCACAGUCCUGGAGCAAUUAAAGCAAAACAGAAGAAGAAAAGAGAAGAAAACACAACACUUAAAAUAGUAAUGCUAAACACAGCUUAAUAUGGACAAACACAGGAGAAAAAAAUUGUGCACAUGUGGUCUAAUAGAGAGUAGUAGUUGUAGAAAGCAGAAAAGCAUAAAACAAAUCAUCAAUAUUGAUAUACUCACCCAGGAAACAAAAACAUACAUACAAAAGGAGAACAGAGAUGAAGAAGCGCAAGACCAGUUUAUAGAGGAGAACCGUUGUGAAUCGUACCGAAAAUGAGAUUCGUUGCUGGUUAUGUGCUUUUUUUAUUAAAAGGAAACAAUGGGUAAUUUGUUGUAUCACAACUCUAAUUCAUAGUUGUCCCACCACACACACGCGCGAAUUGCAGACAAACAAACAAAUGGUGGGAUAUAAAAUUGAAGAAAAACAAACAAACAGCAGCACACGUGAGAAAGGCGUGAAAAGUUACUCUUUUUUUUGUCGAUGAAUGGAAAUACAAAAAGAAGAAGAAAAAGAAAAGAAAAUAGCACAUGUGAAAAUGCAUGAUGAAAAUACAAAAAAUACACAAAAGAGCAGGAAAAUUGCCGAGAAUAGAACCACAACAGUAGAGAUAUGUGAAGCAAAAGAAGGAAAGGAAGGAAGUGAGAAAAUAAAUAGUAGGCAAGAAUGGAAUGGAAUGGAAGCAGUUGAGUAAAACAACAAAUUAAACAACAAAUUAAAGAUUAAUGUGAUUGUAUUGUACAUAAAUUUGUAUUAUAUAAAGCGAAUAAGAAAAUGUGAAAUAAGAAAAUCCAACAAAAUUAAUGAGCGUA
Molecule: messenger RNA, 18243 nt
Organism: Anopheles coluzzii
Lineage: Eukaryota; Metazoa; Arthropoda; Insecta; Diptera; Culicidae
Gene: Pi3K21B
Exons: 11
Coding region: 4820-8503 (1227 amino acids)
Biological process (GO): phosphatidylinositol phosphate biosynthetic process; insulin receptor signaling pathway
Cellular component (GO): phosphatidylinositol 3-kinase complex
Molecular function (GO): 1-phosphatidylinositol-3-kinase regulator activity; protein binding
Source: RefSeq, a predicted model, not a curated record